Molecule: messenger RNA, 411 nt
Organism: Ascoidea rubescens DSM 1968
Lineage: Eukaryota; Fungi; Ascomycota; Saccharomycetes; Ascoideales; Ascoideaceae
Product: ribosomal protein L28e
Exons: 1
Coding region: 1-411 (136 amino acids)
Biological process (GO): translation
Cellular component (GO): cytosolic large ribosomal subunit; ribosome
Molecular function (GO): structural constituent of ribosome
Source: RefSeq, a predicted model, not a curated record
AUGGCCUAUUCUAACGUUUCUAAUGAUUUAAUUUGGGAAAUAACCAAAAACCAAUCAGCUUUCUUGGUUAAACGUGGAAAUUUCACUUUUUCCAAAGAUCCAUUGAAUGUAACUAACAAAAACUCUAGAACCUCCAGUGGAUUAGCUAAUGAUAAGGCUGUUGGUGUUAGCGAAGUUGAUGAUAGAAUCACUCUCAAAACCAGAACCCAAAAAAGUUCAAACAAACCAUCUCAAUCAGUCUACACUCAAUCAUUCAAAAGUGGCAAAUCCAGCAGAAGGGUUGCUUUAGCAGUUUCAAACACUGUCAAGGGCUACAGAGAAGAUUUAAGAGUUGUUGCAGUUAAAAAGGCCUCUCAAUAUUCAAGAGCUAAAACCCAAAGAAAGACCUACGAAGCUAAAUCAAGAAAAUAA